Messenger RNA from Monoraphidium neglectum, 1017 nucleotides. RefSeq lists its product as hypothetical. Bases 1 to 1017 code for a protein of 338 amino acids. NCBI's taxonomy places the organism in Eukaryota, Viridiplantae, Chlorophyta, Chlorophyceae, Sphaeropleales, Selenastraceae. The record is from RefSeq and is a predicted model, not a curated record. The transcript is spliced from 5 exons.
AUGGCGGCCCUUGCGGAACAGCGGGGGCGCGAGAAGGCGGCUGCUGACAAGGACUGGGGCCGCAAGUUGGGUGGCCGUGACAAGGAGCUGGUGGGGCGCACCAAGGAGCUGGACAAGCAGCUGCAGGGCGCUGAUGAGCGCAACAAGGCUCUGUCCAAGCUGCUUGCUGAAACGGAGGCCGAGCUGUCUCAGGCCAACGCGCUGUGGCAGCGCCGGCUUGAUGAUGCGCAGUCAGAGUGGGGCCGCCAGGUGGCUGAGGUCGAAGCGUCCUGGGAGAAGCGCGUUGGCGGGGCGCUGAGGGACGCCGAGGGCAGGCUGGUAGACGAGGCGCGGCAGCGGUACGCCCAGGAGCGCCAGCAGUGGGAGCACGACCGCUCCGACUGGGAGCACUGGCGGGUGCGGCUGCAGGAGGACCUUGACGCCGCCAGGGCGGGGGCAGGCCUAGACGCGCGCAAGGGUCUGGCCGCACAGCUGGCGCAGGCAGAUGAACGUACAGCAGCAGAGCGCGCGAGCCUGGAAAGGGCCUGGACGGCACGCCUGGAGAGCAGUGAGGCGGCAUGGGUACAGCGGCUCGAGACGGAGCAGCGGACAGCGAUGACACGGCUGGAGGAGUGCCGGCAGCGUUGGGCAGCAGAGAAGGCUGCCUUGGAGGAAAAGUGGGCCCAGGCAGCUGGAGAGGCUGAGGGCAAGUGGCGGCGCAAGCUGGACGAGCUGCGCAGCAAGUGGUCUCAGGAGCAGGCAGCUGCGGACAGCGCCUGGGCCGCACGUCUGGAGGAGGCGCACAGCCGUUGGCUGCGUGAGCGCGGCGAGCUGGAGCACGGGGCUGCCGAGAAGCUGGCCUGUGCCCAGGAGCUGGCCGUGGCGCGGUAUGACGCACUGCGCGGCCAGCUUGAGGGGCGGGUGGCGGCCAUCAGCGAGCAGCUGGCUGGGCUGACGGCCAAGGAGGGCAAGAAGGAGGCGGCCCGCAAGGAGCUCAAGCAGGAGGUGGGCAAAGUGGCGGCUGAGUUAACAGGUUAA